Molecule: messenger RNA, 1213 nt
Organism: Papaver somniferum (opium poppy)
Lineage: Eukaryota; Viridiplantae; Streptophyta; Magnoliopsida; Ranunculales; Papaveraceae
Exons: 2
Coding region: 292-942 (216 amino acids)
Source: RefSeq, a predicted model, not a curated record
UUCUCGACUCCUUCCUAUAACAAAAACAACAAACAAACGUUAUCUCCAUAACUUCUAUAAACAUCACAACUUGCAAUAUUUGAUACUAGUAGGCACCAUUUUUCUUAGUUUUCUUUCAUUUGAUUAUGUUAUCUACAAACAAAGUAGUAGAACCAGUUGAGAGCCUUAGGUCUUCUCUCUCAACUGUUUCCCUCGACCUCCAUUCUUUCGGUUCCGCAGACUGAGAUAGCAGCAUAAUUAUGUAGGAGAAAGCUUCGGAGAGUCGGUUUGAAAUUUGGAAAAGUUUGCAGUAUGCCUAGUCCAACAUCUGCUUCAAGAGCACAGAAUAUCAAAGGGCAGCUAGAGAAAGUGAAGAAUGGAGGAGGGAAUAAAGUAACAGAAAGAUCAGCAUCGUUUCAUGGGAAAGGCUUAGUAGUAAAUCAAGCGAAUCUUCUUAGAAGACCAAAAACUGAUCCAGAUUUGUUAGUUGGAAUGAGAAAUAAGUCGAAUGGUGGAAUAUUCUCGUCUCCUCAAUCGGAAAAUAUUCCCAAGUUGACUAAGCUGUUACUUAACGUAACAGUACAAAGAAGUUUAGGACCCAUUCAUGUUGUUAUGUCACCUGAUUCAACAGUUGGAGAUCUUAUUACCAUGGUUGUUAAACAAUACUCCAAAGAAGGAAGAAGACCUUCAUUAUCUACGACCAAUGCUUCUGAUUUCAAUCUCCACUACUCGCAGUUCAGCUUAGAAAGUCUGGAUAAAGAGGAGAAAUUGAUACAACUAGGGUCAAGAAACUUCUUCUUGUGCCCCAAAAUUAAAAAUGAUGAUGUUGGUUUUGCACCAUUUCUGACAGCUUCGUCUUCAAACCCUUGUUCAAACCAAGCUGAGAGGGUAUCAAACAAGAAAGUUCAACCACCAUGGUGUAGAUUCAUUGAUUUCUUAACAAUUAGUAGUAGUAGUCUUUAGUUUUCUUUAAAAAAAUUCUGUUCAAUUACUUCAUUUCUCUGCUUAAAAUUUAGCAGUGUAAUAGUGUAUUCAUGGAUCCAUUCAUUUGGGUUAUCUUAAUUUGUAUAAACAUCAUAUUAUUAAAAGGAACAGAUAUAGAUUUGUAGUUUUCAAUCAUCCAAUGAUAAUCAUUUGAUGAUAUCUUCUUUCUUGUGUUCUGUUUAAUAGAUUCAAACUUCUGUAAUUUCUUUUCUAUGUUUUAUGUAAAUAUCCAAUAAAUUCUUGUUUCGUA